Molecule: messenger RNA, 1164 nt
Organism: Durusdinium trenchii
Lineage: Eukaryota; Dinophyceae; Suessiales; Symbiodiniaceae
Source: the annotation of a GenBank genome assembly
AUGUGGGUUCGAUUCGAGUUUUCUAUCACUUUCUCAUUGUCAAGCAUGGCUUUGUGGGCGCGCUCACCGCUCACGUUGCUUGUUUUUGCGCGUGGCUCAUCCAGUGUGGUCCGAGCUUGUUUGGUAGUUGACGUGGAGACAUCCUGUGGGCAAGUGAUCAUGGGGCGCUUUGCUGCCCGACCACAUGUAGCUCGCAUGCUUGCUGCAGGGUUGCCCCGGGCAUUCAUUGCAAUUCUCUUUGCUUUGGCGUAUAUGCCCGUUGUUGCACCUAAUAUUGGAGAUAUAGACGCUGCUGAAAUCUUCGCCGGGAAAAUGGAGAUUGUCAAGGCUGCAGCGCGAGAAGGUUACUUGUCAAGAGGUCUCGGUCUUGACUACAGUGAUGCCUUCGAUUUGACAAGCUCUGCAGGAUUUUUGCUUGCUGUGAUCUGUGUGCGGCGGGUCCGCUGCGGUGGACUUUGCACCUUCGCUCCUGUCUGUUCUUCCUUUGCUUUUAUCAACCAGUGGACAUCGGGUCGCAAUGUAUUGCUGCCAGAGGGUUUACCUACUCCUGGUGUUGUGGUUGGGAAUUUAUUGGCCUUCAGGACUCUACUGUUGUGGCGCUUCGCUGACGCUCUAGGUAUCUUCACACUGUUGGAGCAACCUGUUCACAACUCAACUGGAGGAAUGCAGGCGCUGCCAAAAUUUCAAGAGCUUUUGCGUGAACUGACGGUCUACCGCGUAAAGGUGCUCAUGGCUUGGUUCGGCGCGGAGACAACCAAGCCAACCUGGCUGUAUGUGAACCAUCGUGCUUUUGCAGCUCUUCUUCGUUACAAGCAACCGAAGCCGCGCCCAAUCAAGAAGGCUGAAAAACAAUUGGUGAAAACCUCUGUAGUCAAUGGGAAGAAGCGAUUGACUGGAAUCAAGAACGCGCUUCAGUCCACGCAGGAAUACACCCCUUUGUUUGCGGAAGCCGUCAUCAAGUCCUGGAGGGAAGGAUGCCAAGCCGCCCAAACUGAUAGAUUUCCACAAUGUCGGGGCUGCGCUGUGCAUCGAGAGGAAAACAUCCGAUUGCUUUUUGCAGCCCCAUUGCAAUUUGGAAGCGACGAGGCAAGGCUGAACGACGUGCUUCGAUACCUUGGCACCUGUUCGCUUUUGAAACUAUCUCGCUCCUGGCCAGCUGAUUGA